UACAUACACCACGCCCAUGGAGGACAUCAAGAGGUUAACGAUUGGGAAACCUGAUGCUUCGGCCAAUUAUCACUCCAUUCUCCUAGCAAAGCUCCAUUCAUUGUAUUCAAAGAUCAAAGGAUACGCUGCGGCGUUCGACGUGUCCAGAAGGCCCAGAACGGUCCCAACUUAUGUCGAUCAACUCAGGACCAUACAUUUACCCAACUUACAAGAGGACAUUGUUCGAUUGAAUGACAUCCUGCUUUGUGCCUCCAAGCCAACGGAAGAUCAAUCGUAUGAGUAUCGGUUUCAAGUCGCAUUAAGGGCAUUGCUAGAUAUUGAGCAGACGAUUCACCGGAUCCAUGCGUUAAUGUCCUUGCUCUGGACCUCCGAAGGAACAAAAACAAUCGUCCUGGAUCUAACACGCUUUCGAAGUCGAUUUACCGAGAAAAGAAUUGCCGGUCUAUGGAAGAAUCUAGAACAUCUCUUCGCUACCUAUACCAAGUUGUUCCCCCUCUGUGGAAUGCUCAGACAAGUCGAUGGGACCAUGCUCGAUUCAUUCAGACUAAGAUCGAUGCAAUCUACCAAUCGAGCGAGAGACGGUUUGAAGAAACUCAUCGAUUGGUUGGAGAUUCCCGAUUUUAGAGUCCUUCAACAUGCUUGGGCGUCGACGGUCAACGACUUUGACAAAGCCCUGAAGGGCAUGACCGAGUCACGCCAAGCAGAAACAGAGGAUCCUGAACCGAUCUUUCAAGAAUCUUACUCUGACGGUAUCAUUGUGAUUAAGUUAUUAAGGAUCUUCAUGCGCAAAUUGUCGAGAGUGGACAAUAUUGAACUUUCUCAAAUGCCCUCGACCGUCCAUGUAUCCAUCCUCAAAGCUACGGCCCCAUUAUCCAGAGGUCUCAAUUCACUUAUCCGCGACAUCGACGAUGCUGACUACUUCGAUGGGCAGGACGACCACUUUCAUCCAGAACCAGCCGGUCCAGUGGCUGGCACAGUCACCGAAAUCAUCAAGAUUUUGAACAAGUAUUUCAAGCUGCAAGAAGCUUCUUCUACUCCCCUCUCCCAUCGCAACCAGUUUCGGGACUGGUCUAAUAUGUGGAACAAUCACUUCGAGAUUGCCGUCGAGCGCUUACACAGCUCCCAACGAAUCGCAUUCGAUGCAUUUUUACGCCAGAUGCGCGAGCCUCCUGGACUGUAAUUCCACGUCGUUGAACUUCGGACCUCAAUUUCAGAAACUAAACCCGAACACACAUGGCUGUCCCCACCAAAGAGCUAAGCACAGCUCUCCUGGACCUUUGCUUUGUUUUUUCCCUUUCUCUGUGGAAGUUUGUUUUUAUAGAACCAACCUGUUGAAGGCAAAAAUCUCGACUUCUGAUAAGGAAUCAUGUUUUUAUCACCCUCCUCUACUGUACUGGUAUCAGCUUAUCUAUUCUUUGCUUGGUUUUGUACAUCAUUCCCACUUUAUCCAUGUGCUUUGUUGUUCAGCUUGACACACCCAAUGUUGAACAUGUUUUCUACCUGCUCAGAGGUAUGAUGGGAGCUGAGAUGGGAGAAUUAGUGACUACAGCCGAUAGAAGCAUCUUGUCUCAAAACUUGUGAUUUUAAAAUGAUUGAAUUCCAGAUGACUGUUUUGUGAUUCCUGAUCAAUGACAAGACUUCUCAAAUGCC
Messenger RNA from Puccinia graminis f. sp. tritici CRL 75-36-700-3, 1650 nucleotides. RefSeq lists its product as uncharacterized. Bases 17 to 1180 code for a protein of 387 amino acids. The record is from RefSeq and is a predicted model, not a curated record. The transcript has 2 exons. NCBI's taxonomy places the organism in Eukaryota, Fungi, Basidiomycota, Pucciniomycetes, Pucciniales, Pucciniaceae.